CAUGAUUAACAUAAGAAAAAGCAGCAUUUAUUUGUGCACAUUAUCCAGCUUUACGUAAAAAAAAGAGAAUGUUUACAACAAUUUUUCGAUCCCACUUAAAGACUUGUUGCGCCAGGAAGAUUCAUAUCUACAAGAAUCUAGCAUGCACAAGCCAAACUCGUACGCUCUUUACUUGCGAAGUGCACUGGAAAAGACGUAAGACGGCUGAGGAAAAGAAAUCUCCGCGACUGAUAGAAUAUUCUCCAAAAAAGAAAAAUACUAUAAACUUGGACGGUGGCUUAGUGGAUGUUUGGCGUCAUAUGACCGUGCAAGAUUUAUCGACUUCAGCAAAACGUUCCUUAGAUGAUGUUCAAGAAGCCAUGUUGUUUGUCAAGGGUAUCGAAAAUUUGGAAUCCACUGCUCAAUUAGAUGAUUUGAAAAUUAUACAGGAAAUUGUUAAAAGGCUAGGUGCUCGAAUACGCGUAGUUGCCGCCCCUUCGGAUAGUGCAAAUGAAGAUGAAAGUGUUGAUCGCGAUGUGACACUGAGGCCGCCAGCACCUCCUGACGUUUUAAAACCGCGAGCACCUGUAGUAACGGUAAUGGGCCAUGUUGAUCAUGGUAAAACAACUUUAUUGGAUUCUUUAAGAGGUGCCAAUGUAGCUUCGGGUGAGGCUGGUGGCAUAACGCAACAUAUUGGAGCUUUUAUGGUCGAUUUGGAAAGCGGAGAAAAGGUGACUUUUCUAGAUACACCCGGACACGCAGCAUUCAGCUCCAUGAGGGCACGCGGAGCGGUAGCGACGGACAUAAUAGUUUUAGUAAUAGCAGCCGAAGACGGUGUGAUGGCUCAAACUAAGGAAGUAAUAAGUUUGGCCAAAGAUGUUAACGUUCCUAUUGUCGCUAUUAAUAAGAUUGAUAAGCCCGAAGCGAAUAUUGAAAGGACGAAACAAGAAUUAAUGCAAAUGGGUUUGGAAUUGGAAGAUCAUGGCGGGGAUGUGCAAGUGGUUCCUAUAUCGGCUCUUAAAGGCACUAAUCUUCCAUUGCUGGCCGAGGCUGUUAGCACUCAGGCAACUUUGAUGGGCUUAAAAGCCGAUUAUACUGGUUUAGUGGAAGGAGUGGUGGUGGAGUCAAAAACUGACCCACGAAGAGGCAAGCUAUCAACGGCCAUAGUAAAACGGGGUACUCUACGUAAAGGAGCAGUGCUGGUGAGUGGUCUUGCUCAUGCGAGAGUGCGUGGUCUAUUCGACCAUAACGGGAAGCCCUUGGAUCAAGCGGAACCUGGUACACCCGUAGAAAUUCUCGGCUGGCGCGAAUUACCCUUAGCUGGCGAUUUAAUUAUAGAAGUUGAAUCCGAAAAAAAGGCCAACUCGGUUUUACGCUGGCGUCAGCAAGAAGCGCAAAAAGAGAAAGCUGAGCUUUCUCUUGAGGAGAUACGUAAGAAGGAGGAAGAACAUUUGGCUAAAUACCGAGCUGAACGUGAUGCUCGCCGUUUGGCGGGUUGGUUUCGAAAGCGCUCUGGUAUCCGUUCUAAAGAAAUCAUAGAAAACGACAAUGGUACUGCUCGCGUUAGCAUUAUAAUCAAAGGCGACGUUCACGGCUCAGUAGAAGCGAUUCUCGAUGUUCUCGAGACUUAUACCGGCAAUGAUAAGUGCCGUUUGGACGUAGUUCACUAUGGUGUAGGUAACGUUUCGGAAACUGAUGUCGAAUUGGCAAAGGCAUUUAAUGCCAUUAUCUAUGCCUUUGCCGUAGAACCUCCACCUAAAGCGCCUGCCGGCGUUUCCAUACGUUGUUGUAAUAUUAUCUACAGACUGAUAGAUGAUCUAAAGGAAGAGAUCAGUGCAAAAUUGCCGCCACUUGAGGUUGAGGAAAUAGUGGGCGAAGCGAAUGUUUUACAACAGUUUUUCAUAACAGAAGGACGCAAAGAAAUUCCAGUGGCCGGUUGCCGCUGCACAAAAGGCAUUUUAAAGAAAUCGCAAAAAUUCCGUUUAUUACGCGACAACGAAGUGCUAUAUGAUGGUUCCCUGGAAUCGAUGAGGCACUUAAAGAAUGAAGUAGAUACCAUAAAAAAAGAUGUGGAGUGUGGUUUACGUCUGAAGGAUACAAAAAUUGUACCUCAAGCCAGUGACGUCAUUAUUUGUUACACAACACGUACCGAAACACAAAAGACUGAUUGGGAUCCGGGCUUUUAA
Messenger RNA from Glossina fuscipes, 2165 nucleotides. RefSeq names its product translation initiation factor IF-2, mitochondrial (gene mIF2). NCBI's taxonomy places the organism in Eukaryota, Metazoa, Arthropoda, Insecta, Diptera, Glossinidae. The transcript has 9 exons. The record is from RefSeq and is a predicted model, not a curated record. Bases 69 to 2165 code for a protein of 698 amino acids. Gene Ontology annotation, molecular function: GTPase activity; GTP binding.